This is a messenger RNA of Monopterus albus (swamp eel), 2182 nucleotides long. It is a transcript of the gene slc10a4, whose product is annotated as solute carrier family 10 member 4. NCBI's taxonomy places the organism in Eukaryota, Metazoa, Chordata, Actinopteri, Synbranchiformes, Synbranchidae. Gene Ontology annotation, molecular function: bile acid:sodium symporter activity. Gene Ontology annotation, biological process: bile acid and bile salt transport. The coding region runs from base 518 to 1762 and encodes 414 amino acids. The transcript has 3 exons. The record is from RefSeq and is a predicted model, not a curated record. Gene Ontology annotation, cellular component: membrane.
AUAAGGUUUUCUAUGAGGAGUCGUGCAUAAUGCGCACACUUGAAGGAAACAGCACGGCCGUUUUUCUCAGUUGCUGCACUUGUUUAAAGAUCAACGCCAUUUUCAUUCAUGCAGGCUGCGCUUACUCAGCAAACUGUCUUCAUCGUGGCUUCAUGUUCCCCUCUUAGGCUGGGGACAAUCUUCCAAAUGGGAAAUUGUGAGUUUGUAAUAAUAAAUGUUAUUUUAGAGAUUUUUGUCCUAAAACGGAGAGAGGGGAGACGUAUAUAUGGGCAGCCUGGCCAUUAUUGAUUGGCUCAUCCAGUUUGGCUGACGCUUUAAACCGUGUUUAAACCCCGCCCCUGCCCUGGGAUGUGCGUCUGUCCGUGGCACCAGUCUGAUUCACUGAGUCCAUCACCAUCAUAUUCUCAGACCACUGGAUCCUCUGGGGUUUCUUAUUAGUGACCGUGCGCCAUAGGGGAAUCAUUUUACGCACGAGCAUUUGGGCGACUGUGAAGAGUCUUUGUCCGCCUGUUGCGCCAUGGAGAACUCAAGCCUGCUGGGUGGGGACGCACAAAAUACUGGCUUGAUAGACUUUCUAAUAUCAGACACUUUGAAGCAAGUCGUGGAUUCUCCGGAGGAGGGAGUCAUGGCCGGACUGGAAGUGGACAGUGGUGCCACCUCUAUUGAAGACAACGCAUUCAGGACUGCGCCGACGGAACCCUCUCACCUGAUUCCUGCCUUUUGGGAUUCCCCGCUCAGCCACGGAGUCAAUGUAUUUGUGGGACUUGUCCUUUGCUUUACUAUGCUGGGGCUGGGCUGCACGGUGGAGGUUAGCCAGCUUGGAGAACAUAUCCGCAGACCCAUCGGGGUGCUGCUGGCUCUGGUGUGUCAGUUUGUUAUCAUGCCCUUGGUGGCCUUUCUGUUGGCUUUAGCCUUCUCUCUGGAUGAAGUGGCGGCGAUAGCUGUUCUCCUCUGCGGCUGCUGCCCUGGAGGAAACUUAUCAAAUAUCAUGUCUCUGCUGGUGAACGGAGAGAUGACUCUGAGCAUCAUCAUGACCAUAUCGUCCACUCUGCUGGCGCUCGUGUUGAUGCCUCUGUGUCUAUGGAUCUACAGCCGGGCCUGGAUCAACACACCUGUGGUCAACCUCAUGCCCUUCGGGGCCAUAAUCCUGACCCUGUGCAGCACUCUCAUCCCCAUUGGUUUGGGAGUUAUGCUGCGAUACCGCCACACGCGUGUGGCCGACAUUGUUUUAAAGGCCUCCCUGUGGUCUCUGCUGGUCACCCUUGUGAUGCUGUUCAUCUUGACUGGAGCGAUGCUGGGACCGGAGCUCCUGUCCACCAUCCCGCCCUCCGUCUACAUGGUGGCUGUCCUGAUGCCUCUGUGCGGCUACGCUGCAGGUUACGGCCUGGCUGUGCUCUUCGACCUGCCGCCCAACAGCCGCAGGUCGGUGUCUCUGGAGACUGGGUGCCAGAAUGUGCAGCUGUGCACAGCCAUCCUGAAGCUAGCCUUCCCCCCUCAACUCAUUCGAGGGAUGUACAUGUUCCCGCUGCUGUAUGCCCUGUUCCAAGCAGCCGAGGCCGGCGUCUUCAUCCUGGUCUACAGGAUGUACAGGAAGGAGAUUCUGCACAAACCAGAUCCCAAGGGGGACGGCGAGGACACGGAUAUAACAUAUCAAAGGUUUCACAAUGAUGAGGACUUGGACUCAUCUUAUGGUGCUGUGACUGUGAGUGGCCCAAACACCAUCGUGUUGGACCCGUGUCCUCCUGAUCCAGCUCCUGUUUAAUGUGCACAUUUAAAAUGUAUACAGAUGUAGUGGAGCAGAAUAAGACCUGAUCUCUGUCACUGCAGGGAAAUCCUGAAUGUUUAACACUGAUCCGACUGCUGACAAUGGUGCUUCGUAUAAAGCUUCGUACAUUGCCUGAUUCACCAACGUGUUUAAAACAUUCCUGUUACUUAUAAAGUGAAAAUUACACCUUCAAAGCAAGAGCAGUGUGUGCGUAUGUGUGUGUGUGUGCGUGCGUGUGUGUGUGUGAGAGAGAGAUACACACACAGACGAAACUACAUAUCAGAAUGUGCAUGUGCAGAACCACGCAGUGCCAGCCAGUGUCUGUGCUCCAUAGACAGAACUAACGCAACCAAAUGUAUCAAGGAAAUAAAAGAUGUACAGAAUAAAACGAAAAGUUGAAUACCUUCGCUACGUGUU